Molecule: messenger RNA, 1104 nt
Organism: Jatropha curcas
Lineage: Eukaryota; Viridiplantae; Streptophyta; Magnoliopsida; Malpighiales; Euphorbiaceae
Product: structural polyprotein
Source: RefSeq, a predicted model, not a curated record
UCUAUAUAUGCUCAAAACUACUGGCCUUUAUAGAAGACGACCGUUCGUUUUUUGGGCUUCGUCGUCCGUGUAGUUACUUCCUUUCUUGGCAUUAUUAUAAAAAUAAAAAUAAAAAUAAAUCAAAGCCAGGUUCGUUAAGAAAAGAAAAAGGAUCGUACGAGCAGCAAAUCGAGGAAGAAAUGGAGGAAUGGAACGCAAAAGCGUUUAAUCAGUUGGUUUUAUUCCUCGUCUCUGCGGCGCUUCUCUCCUUAUCUUCCAUUAACGCAUCGGAUCAGACAACCAAUGGAGGCAGUGGUAGCAGAGUAUUAUUAGUUUUCAAAGAAAAACCUGAGGGAAGUAACCUUACCUUCGAUUGCUCUCCCUCUGGUGCUUGCGUUCCCUGCCAAUACUCUGAGAAGACUGAUGAAAAGUAUCGUUGCAGUGAAACGGGUUAUCGAAUCCCCUUAAAAUGUAUAGAAACUAAAGACAACAUAAAGAAUGGAAAUGAUAAAAAAUCUCAAAAGACUCGAUCUGUUAUAGAGAUCUCUAAUGAAAAUGCAAAUCCACAUGCUAUGCUGCAUGAUGCUGCAUCAAACGAGCAAAGAAGUUUACUGGAUGAUUCAUCCACGUUAGAGGAUGGGUCACAGGCUUACAUUACAUAUAGAAGCUGUAUUCCGCCAGUUAAUGAAGAGAAGUUGUCGGUACUUGGUUUUGAGGGGAUUAUUCUUUGUUUGUUCCUAAUAAGUGGCUCGGUUGUGUACUUCCGAAGAAAGCAGACGGUUACCAUGUCAGGAGUUGGGGGAGGGAGAAUUCAGAUGAAUUCCAGAUUUUAACUCAGGUUUUCGAGUUUUGAGACAGAAGUUUCUCGCUACUGAGUUUGGGCAUAUAACAGUGACUUCCUUAUAUGAAGCCAGGUUUUAAUGAAGACAGAAGUUUCAAUGCUAUUGAGUUUGGUAUAUAACAGAGGCUUAACAACCAUUUGCGGCAUGCAAUUGGUUUUCUUUUUAUUCUCAAUUUUAUAGCGAAGUGUAAAAUGUUUUCUUAAUAGCCUCUGUGAAAUCACUGGAUCAUUGGUAAAUGUAAUUUUAAGUUCAGUAGCAAGGCGAAUGUUCAUUAUUCAUUUUU